Messenger RNA from Heterotrigona itama, 1017 nucleotides. The record is from the annotation of a GenBank genome assembly. NCBI's taxonomy places the organism in Eukaryota, Metazoa, Arthropoda, Insecta, Hymenoptera, Apidae.
CAUCUACGAUUAACAGGCAUCUUCCUGUUCAGAAAGCUGAAGGACCUGUCCGAGUGGUGUAGCAAGGAGUUUGGCCAGCAAGUGGAAACAUCACCGCCGGAGACUUUCAUCGUGCAGAAAUACGUGGAGAACCCUUAUCUCCUGGCGGGCAGGAAAUUCGACCUACGUAUUUACACGCUGGUAACCUCGUUCCACCCUCUGAAGGUUUGGUUGGCCAGGGAGGGAUUCGCGCGGUUGUCCGGCGAGUUGUUCGACCUGGAGAACAUAGAUGAUAGCAGAGUACACUUGACCAACAUGGCCAUACAGUUGAAGACGACGCAAACAGGUGACGAUAAUAAACAGGAACCGAAGAAGGGUUGCAAGUGGGCUUUGACGAACGUUAGAGAGUAUUUAACUGCCAGGCACGGCCCCGACGCUGUGCAGGCUGUGUUUCAACGAAUUGCUGGUUACCGGCCAUCGGAGCCGAUAACAGCCGGCAUUUAUCGAUCGCACGCAGGCGUGAUAAUGGCCAGUUUGCUGGCGGUGCAGUCGGUGAUCAUGCAGGGGAAGAACUCGUUCGAGCUGUACGGCUACGAUACACUUCUCGACGAGGAUCUGACGCCUUGGUUGCUCGAGGUGAACGCCUCGCCGGCGUUGACCGGCACCGACAGCCACGAUUAUCGGCUCAAGUUCGACCUCGUCGACGACGCGCUCAACGUGCUGGACCUCGAGGCUCGUUUCUCCGCCAGCGAGGCCAGAAUCGGCGGCUUCGACCUCCUGUGGAACGACGGCCCCGUGUGGACUCGUUGUCCAAAUCCGUCUGUUUGCGGCGACGGCGGCGGCGGCGGCGGCGGCGGCGACCGACCAUCAACAACACCACCACCAUCACCCACCAUCAUCCACCACCUUCGAAAGCUCAACGUUUUCCUCGGAGCACGGAACGACGACAGGGUUGAACAAUUGCGUCGGCUCGGCGAAUGCUUGGAGGAAAAGAAGAUUGCAGCAGGCUGCAGAAUAUUGCCCGGAUAUUCGCGAAAG